AUGUUCCCAGCACUGGAAACUGACCUAAAGCAGGAGACUCAUCCUGAUCCCUAUGAUGACUUCAUGCACCAUCACCUCCAAUAUUAUGGCUAUUUUAAAGCUCAGAAAGGCAGUUUACCAAACUCUACAACCCAUCAGCGUGUUUGGAAGAAUAGCCCUCGGUACCUGUUAAAUGGCUCUUCAGGAGAAAGAGAUGACUUGCUACUGGAAUGCCUGCAGAAGGAGAAGUUUCUAUAUUCAUUUAGGCUGACUUCACCACUUCUUCGAAGCAGACAACUUCUUUGUGAUGAGUUGGAUGAAGUAAACCCACACCUUCGAGAACCCCGAGAGCUUUUUUCUAAUUUGUCUAGUAGAGGUCCACUGCAGGCUCCAAGAUGGCCAGUAGAAUGUGAAGUCAUCAAAGAGAACAUUCAUCAUAUUGAAUGGGUUCCACCUCAACCAGAAUAUUUCUAUCAACCUACAGGAAAUGAAAGGGUACCUGAAGUUGUAGGAGAAGAGAAAGGCACGGUUGUCUAUCAGUUAGAUUCAGUGCCCACCGAAGACACCUAUUUUACCAGCUCCAGAGUGGGAGGCAAGCAGGGAAGCAUCAAGGAGCCUGCUGUCACCUUGCAGGGGCCACACGAUAGCACCCUGCUGUUUGAGUCCAGAUUUGAGAGUGGGAACCUGCAGAAAGCCGUCAGAGUAGGCACCUAUGAGUAUGAACUCACCUUGAGAACCGACCUCUACACGAGCAAACACACCCAAUGGUUUUAUUUUCGAGUUCAGAACACCAGGAAAGAUGUCACCUACCGCUUCACCAUCGUCAACUUGCUGAAACCCAAGAGCCUGUAUGCCCUGGGGAUGAAGCCCCUCCUGUACUCCCAGUCAGACGCCACCACCUACAGCAUCGGCUGGAAGAGAGAAGGAAGUGAGAUCAAGUACUACAAGAGCAACGUGGAUGAUGGGCAGCAGCCCUUCUAUUGCCUCACCUGGACCAUCCAGUUUCCACACGACCAGGACACUUGCUUCCUUGCACACUUUUACCCGUAUACUUACACUGAUUUGCAGUGCCAUCUCCUGGCAAUAGCAAACAACCCUGUCCAGUCUCAGUUCUGCAAGUUCCGGGCCUUAUGCCGGAGCCUGGCUGGGAACACUGUCUACUUACUCACCAUCACCAAUCCAUCCAAGACCCCUCAAGAGGCAGCCGCAAAGAAAGCUGUGGUCCUGAGCGCCAGAGUCCACCCUGGGGAAAGCAACAGCUCCUGGAUUAUGAAAGGCUUCCUGGACUUCAUCCUCAGCGAUUCUCCAGAUGCACAGGUCCUCAGGGAUAUCUUUGUCUUCAAGGUGGUUCCCAUGUUAAAUCCUGACGGAGUGAUCGUGGGGAAUUACCGCUGCUCACUGGCUGGCAGGGACUUGAACCGGCAUUAUAAGACCAUUCUGAAGGACUCCUUCCCUUGCAUUUGGUACACCAAGAACAUGAUCAAAAGACUUAUGGAAGAAAGAGAGGUUCUCUUGUAUUGUGAUUUCCAUGGGCACAGCCGCAAGAAUAACAUCUUCCUGUACGGCUGCAACAACAAGGACCGCAGGCAUUGGCUUCAUGAGCGCGUGUUCCCAUUGAUGCUAAGCAAAAACAUACCAGAUAAGUUCUCUUUUCACAGUUGUAACUUUAAGGUCCAAAAGUGCAAAGAAGGCACAGGACGUGUCGUGAUGUGGCGGAUGGGAAUCCAAAACAGCUACACCAUGGAGUCCACCUUCGGAGGCUCCACCCUGGGUAGCAAAAGAGACACUCACUUUACCACUGAGGAUCUGAAGUCCCUGGGCUAUCACAUCUGUGACACACUUCUGGAUUUCUGCGAUCCUGACCAAACGAAGUUCCUUCAGUGUCUAAAAGAGCUUAAGGAGCUCUUACACCAGGAAAUCUACAAGAAGUUCAAUGAACUUGGACAAGUCAUGAAUUUAGAAGGAAGUUGGAGUGAUAUUCCAUUAUCUGAUAUUGAAUCCAGCACCAGUGGUUCUGACAGCUCUCUCUCAGAUGGCCUCCCUGUUCACCUACUGAACUUAGUGGAUGAGUUGAAUCAGAAGAAGAAGAUGCUAAAGAAGAAAAAAAAGAAGCCACUUCAGACCCGGAAACAGCGAAAUGAGCAGUACCAGAAAAAUCAUUUGAUGCGGGAGUUGACGUUACUAGAGGAUUCCCCAGGAACAACGGCAGGGUUUGCUUCUACUCUGCCAAAGCAGUCUACCUUUUUAAAACAUAUGGAGAAUCCCACGGCUUCAACAACGAGAAAUGACAGACCAAGGUUCACUGAGACACAGUUAAGCGGAAGAAAUAAAGGCACCUCUCUGGACUCACCAGUGGCCUCCCUGAUUCCACCAAAGAAUAAAGAGACCAUGCAGAACAAGAAGCCAGGCUUUCCACCAUCAUGCUCUCCAAAGAAAAGCACAAACUCCAGCUUGCCACCAGCUCCGCAACCAGACUGGCUGAAGAGCAAAUAUUCGGCCACAAGGAGAGGCCGCCCCUCCAUGACUACGUACCCGUCCCUGCACAUAUACACGUACCCAUAGGCAGGCCUGGGCUGUGCUCCAUGGGCACCUCCUCCGAGGGCUUGGCUUGUGCACACUGCGGAAGCGGGAAAUGUAUGUGUGCAAAGUGCUCAGAUUUGAGGUACCCUGGCACGGCCCUGGUACUUGUGCUGGUGCACAUCUUCAGGCGCAUACCACGUGAGUUCAGAUAGGCCUCCUCUUAGCCAAUAGUUAUUCUCUCUAAAGUUAGGUGCAAAUCAAUUAUGAAAGACUUUUCAACCUCUUUCAGAAGCAUAUUAUAUUUUUUUUAAAAAACACAAAAUGUCAAUACCUCCAAACGGUAAAUGAAAAUGUAAUGUCAUAUGUAUUAUGUUCAACAAGGUUAUGUGAAUUUUUUUUAACUCAAUGAUUAAAAUUCUCUCUA
Molecule: messenger RNA, 2923 nt
Organism: Dipodomys ordii (Ord's kangaroo rat)
Lineage: Eukaryota; Metazoa; Chordata; Mammalia; Rodentia; Heteromyidae
Gene: Agbl2
Product: ATP/GTP binding protein-like 2
Exons: 16
Coding region: 1-2541 (846 amino acids)
Biological process (GO): proteolysis
Molecular function (GO): metallocarboxypeptidase activity; zinc ion binding
Source: RefSeq, a predicted model, not a curated record